Molecule: messenger RNA, 2043 nt
Organism: Caenorhabditis angaria
Lineage: Eukaryota; Metazoa; Nematoda; Chromadorea; Rhabditida; Rhabditidae
Source: the annotation of a GenBank genome assembly
AUGUAUUGGGGAGGAAAUCUGGUGGAAAACGGCGAUCCGAAAUGCCCGUCACGUAUAAAAUAUGGAGCCGGACCGAUUCCUGAGUCGUACUUUGUGGAUCCGAAAAAGGCGAUGGCGGAUUAUGAUCAAUUGACGACGGUUUAUGCGGGAGAUAAACAUUUGAUUUCGAUCAAAAUUAAGAGGCCGUCUAGGAUAAGGUAGGAAAUUAUUCGACAAUACAUCGAAAACCAAUAAAAACUAUAACUCACCAAUUUUUAUAUCAAACAUUUUUGAAACAGUGAAUUUUUUUUUUCAAAAAAUUUCCGAAUUGUUUUGCUGAAAAUUUGGGCUCAACAAUUUUUUGAAACAACUUUUUAAUUAUAGCAAAAAAAUUUAAUUAAGUUUUAUUUUCAAUGAAAAAUUGAAACAGUAGAAUUUUUUAAACUGAAAAUUUGAAAUUUUUCUCGGAAAUCCUAGAUUUUUCCUGAAAAGCUGAAAAUACACGACUAAUAAUUUUUAUUUCAAAAUUUUAGAAUUGAGAACAAACUAAUAAAAAAAUUUUUGAAAAUUUUUGUUUGAAAAAUUUUUGAAACAGUGAAUUAUUUCGAACAAAAUGGCGAGUUUUUUGCAGCGAAAAUAUUGGGCUCAACAAUUUUUGAAGAAACUUUAUCAAAAAAAUUUAAUUGAGUUUUAUUUUCAAUGAAAAAUUGAAACAGUAGAAUUUUUAAAACUGAAAAUUUUAAUUUUAUUUCAGAAAUCCUAGAUUUCUGCUGAAUAGCUGAAAAUAAAUGACUAAUAAUUUUUAUUUCAAAAUUUCAGAAUUUAGAACAAACUUAUUAAAAAGAUAUUUGAAAAUUUUUGUUUGAAAAAUUUUUUGAAACAGUGAAUUUUCAAAGUUUCAAAAGAAAAUUUCCGAAUUUGUUUGCAAAAAAACUAGAUAACAGAUCUUAUUUUAUCAAAAAAAAUUUGAUUUAUUUUUAUUUUUAAUGAAAAAUUGAAACAGUUGAAUUUUUUAAAGUGAAAAUUUGAAUUUUAUUUCAGAAAUCCCAGAUUUUUGCUGAAAAUACAUGACUAAUAAUUUUUAUUAGAAAAUUUUAGAAUUGAAAAUCAAGAAUCGAAACAUUAAAAAAUAUAUGAAUAAAUUUAGUUUUAAAAAUUUUUGAAACAGUGAAUUUUUUCGAAAAAAAAUUUCUAAAUUUUUUUGCAAUAAAACUGGUCUCAAAAAUUUUUGAAGAACUUUAUCAAAAAAAAUUUGAUUGAGUUUUAUUUUUAAUGAAAAAUUGAAACAGUAGAAUUUUUAAAACUGAAAAUUUGAAUUUUAUUUCAGAAAUCCCAGAUUUUUCCUGAAAUACAUGAAUAAUAAUUUUUAUUUCAAAAUUUUAGAAUUGAAAAUCGAAAAAUUAAAAAAUAUAUGAAUAAAUUUAGUUUAAAAAAAUUUUUAAAACAGUGAAUUUUUCCGAAAAAAAAUUUUCGAAUUUUUUUGCAACAAAACUGGCCUCAAAAUUUUGAAACAGUAAAAAUAUUUUUUUUUAAUUCCGAACUUUUUGCUGAUAAAAUUGACCUUCCUUCAAAGCAAUUAAUAAAAAAUUUGAUUGAGUUUCAUUUCUAAUGAAAAAUAAACAGUAGAAUUUUUAGAACUGAAAUAAUUUUUACUCACAAUCAGGAACCCCCGCAGUGAACGAAAUUUCUAUAAAUCAACUUGUGAUUAACAAAAUCUUGAAACAGUGAAUUUUUUUAACUUAAAUUUUUUUCAAAAUUCCCAAUUUUUGCAGCUGGCAAUACAUGACCGAAGAAGACGACAUCGGUUUCGAAAUCCACUACGACAAAACCGCAUCAUGCGAUAAAUUAACUGACAUGGAUACCGUAUACCCAUAUAUUCGUCUCGAAUGCACAAAUGUUCCAAUCAGCGGCCAUUUAGAUGUCUCAAAACCCGGAAAUUGUCAGUUUCAAAAUUUGUAUCCUCAUUAAAAUAUCGAUUUUUCAGAUGUUCUCGAAUUCGACAACUAUUAUUCGUGGUUUUCCGCCAAACAACUUCGCUACAAUAUUGAAAUCGAAGAAUUGUAA